GUCACGUAACAUGGCGCUUUUGCGGAAAGGUGAUGAUGAUGGACCCCUGUGUUUACUGCGCUUUUGAUUUUUUCGCGAACGCAGGACUUUUACAAUGUCGGGAAAAGACGUAUCCUCGCGUUUAAGCGUCCUAGAGAGGUAGUAAACCAAACAGCGGCUUCAAACGAUGAGAAAUAAUCGCAUAUAAGACGCCGGUAGCGGUUAGCAUUAGCUUAGCUUCAUGAGCACCACAGCUCUGUCGUGUUAGCUAACGCUCACAACGCGUCGCGUGACUAAUAUCACACAACAUGAGUCUUUGACAUAUAUAGAUUUAACGAUAUAGAUGUACGUAGACGCAGAGGAGACAGCUCUUUGCGUUAUUUGUUUAGAUGUGCUAGCUGUUUUUUUAGGUAGUUGAGGUAGUGGAUUAGCCGCAGUGCUGAGGAUGGAGGCUCUUCUCGGUGGAGGUGUGUGUUUUCUGGGAUUUGUCACACUCGCACAAGCGGCUCCAGUCUCUAAUACACACUCAGCAGAGGCUGCUGGAUAUGUGGAUGUGUCUCUGAGCAUCCCGCUGCUGCUGUCUCUGGCUGUGACGCUGGCCCUCGUGGUCCUGCUGCUUAACUGUGCUUCCUGCUGCAAAGAGCAAGAGAUCAACUUUAAGGAGUUUGAAGACCACUUUGAGGAUGAGGUUGAUUUCACGCCGCCGGCGGAGGACACACCGUCUAUGCAGUCACCCGCUGAGGUUUACACACUCGCUGUUCCCCCUGUGCACCUGCCCGGACCCCCACACCUCCAGCUGCCCCGCAUUACAGACGUCUCUUCCGGUCCUCACGUGGCACGACACUCUCUUAGUUACAUUCAGGAGAUCGGAAACGGCUGGUUCGGAAAGGUUCUGCUCAGUGAGAUCUAUGUGGACCCGGGAGUCGCUCGAGCGGUGGUCCGAGAACUGAGGGCCAAUGCCAGCUCCAAAGAGCAGAACGAGUUCCUGCAGCAGGGAGACCCGUACAGGGUUCUUCAGCAUCCCAAUAUACUGCAGUGUCUCGGUCAGUGUGUGGAGGCCAUCCCGUUCCUGCUGGUGUUUGAGUACUGCGAACUAGGCGAUCUGAAGAGUUACGUCUCUCAGCAUGAGUGGCUGUACAAGAACGGAGAACUGCUGCAGCUGCAGAAAAUGGCCUGCGAGAUCGCCGCCGGGGUCACACACAUGCACAAACACAACUUCCUGCACAGUGAUUUGGCUUUGAGGAACUGCUUUUUCACAACAGACCUGACUGUAAAAGUAGGAGACUAUGCCAUUGGCCCUACAAAUUUUAAGGAGGAUUACAUCACCACAGAGGACGACCAGUGUGUGGCGCUGCGCUGGCUUUCCCCUGAGCUGAUUGGUGAGCUGCAUGGGGGUCUGAUCACUUCAGAACAGACCAAACCCAGCAAUGUUUGGGCUUUGGGUGUAACAUUAUGGGAGUUGUUUGAGUCUGCCAAGCAGCCGUAUCAUCACCUGUCUGACAGAGAAGUGCUCCAUCAUGUGCUCAAAGAUCAACAAGUCCGACUUCUCAAACCACAACUGGACUUGCCAUACUCAGAAAGAUGGUAUGAGGUUCUACAGUUUUGUUGGCUACCUGCAGACAAGAGGGCCACUGCUGAAGAGGUCCAUCGCCUGCUCACGUACCUCCGUAUGCAGGGUCAGAAAGAUGUGGAGGAUGACUUUGAGCAGCGCUGGAGCUCUCUCAAACCCAAUCCCAGUACUCGACAGGCCACCGUCAGCCACUCUUCCUUUCCCAUCCUGGAGCAGUUCGAUGAUGGGCGAGAGCCGGACGAGGUGCUCACUGUCACCGAAACAAGUCGCGGGUUAAGCUUUGAAUAUGUCUGGGAAGCAGCCAAGCAUGACCACUAUGACAGCCACAAUCGGUCUGCCAUGGACACUACUCUGAAUUACCACAGUAUGUUCUUUCCAGUGCCACGGCAAGACAUUCAGGCUCAUUUCCCUGACACCGCAGUGCAAGCCGCUGAUGGUGGCAGAGUCCCGGAAACCUUGCCAGUGUUUGAUGCCCAUAAAGCAUCCUCUGGAAAUGACUACUUUAUUAAGUUGGAGGAGCUUGAUGAGAGCGAGAUUGGGAUGGUAGACAGUCAAGGAGCUGAGGGUACUAAUACUUCAGAGCAGCAUCAGUAUGUAGUCUUACAGGACGUCCGAUUGGACGAAUCCAGUACAGAUGCUGAUUUCUUCCAUCAGAGCAUUGACUCAAAAGACUCUUUUCUUCAGGACAGCCAUAUAUGGUCCUCAAGUGAACAUGACAGCCCUUACCAUACUAACAUUUUCAGUGAGGGCGACGCAAAGCUGGAAGAUUCUCAUUCAUUUGGGGGAAGUUUUAUGGAGCUCCCUGAGAUGAUGAAUUUACCAAAGAGGGACUCUGAUGAAGCUAAUGGUAAAGAGGCAAGUUUUCAGACAUCUUUUUUAGGGGUUGGACCGGAAGCCAUUCAUCUGGAGAUCUCUGAUCAUGGGAGUUCAGAUGUAAUGAAGCUUCUUAACACUGAGAAACUGGCUGAUAACUUUAUGUUUCUCAAAGAUAACAGUCUGAUGAAGGACAAGUCUGAGGUCUCACCGCCUGACUCGAUUAAUUUCAAGAGGUCCCUCAUAGAGACCGAUGUCUCAGAUAGUGUAAACCUUACAGGUGAGUCUUUGAAAUCAGCAGGCAAUUCUGCACAGCUCAAAGAUGAAUUCUUAGACUUAGUCAGCCCAAUUUUAGAUGAUUUUCUCUCACCUUUGAAAGGACAUGAAGCAAUGGUGCCUUUUGAUAUAUUAGUAACAGGAGAAACCUGUAGCAACCACCUGCCAGACACAAAUGGCUCUUUGCGUUCCCCCAAAUCUGGGAAUUACUCCUCAUCUGAGUCUACCUCUGAGAGUGUUGAGGUCAUUGUUGACAGUCCCUCAGACAGUCAUCAGUACCUUGAAAGUGCCACAACAGAUACACUACAAAUGUGCAUAGAUGCCAAACCCCCUAGCCUUGAAGAAUGCUUCGUAGCCUCAAAGGACAAUGGGCAGCAUAUAGGAAUCAACAAUGCAGCUGAGCUAAGCUUUACUACUUCACCUGUUGGAGAGUAUACAGAACGUGGCCUCACUGAAGGUCUGACCAGUAGCGACUCAAUGAGUGAUAUAAUGGAGACAACCAAGGAUAUCCCACCAUCAGAAGCCAUCGAUCAAGAUAAUUUAUUGGACAAUCAUGCAACUCAGGAUAUGUCCUCGCUGUUGGUUUUGGAUUCCUGUCUUGAUCAAAUAAGUCAGGACAGCCUUCUUGAUGAUAGCACCUCAUCGACUCUUCCAACCAUUGAGAAUUCGGCAGAAACGCCAGAUUCUUUGGAUUCUUUGGACGUGGUGCAUGGACAGUCAUUGGAUAUUUCUGUUAAUAAGCUUCAGCCCCCAUACAAAGCUGCGGACAGCGGGUAUGAAACCGAAAACUUGGAGUCACCCGAGUGGAACUCUCAAACAGGUUUGAAGGAUGAAGACAAUGAUAUGGGUACUGCCGUGGAGCCUACGGCGCUGGUUCCACCAGAAAUUGUUGUGUCUGAAGUGGACAGUGUGCCUGAUGUUCAGGUAAAUGGUGGUGGGGUCGAUCACCAACAGGAACCUGGUGAAUUUCCUUUAGGAGGAAACUACAGAGACUCCGCUUACUUCUCAGACAAUGAGGAGCUGGAUAAGAAAAGCGAUGACGUCAGUGGAAAUGGCUCUUCAAUUUGGCUUCAGAAUAAUCAAGAAACUAAUGAAAGUACAGUAGCUCAAGCUCUUGAGGAGCAUUCACAGUCCGAGACUUCCUCUGAAUCUACAGGUCCAAUUGUAGAAUCAACUGUAACGGCCACAAAGACUCUUCUUCCAGAGUUAGUUCUCACUACAGAGGAAGAUUGGAGCAAGGAAAAACCAUUGACUGUUGAUGACUCUAACCAGAAUCAUCCCCGUGAUGUCCCAGAACACACAGAAACACCCACUACCUCAUUACCACCUCCAACAGAAGUCAUGCUUCAUGCAAAACUAACAAGAACAUACGCUGGGGAAGUAACAAAGAAGAAGGAGCCAGAUAUGGAAGGGAGGUAUUUGGGAAAGCUCGAUGGAUCCUACGGCACGGAGGACGGGAUGGAUGCCGAUGAAGAAGAUGAGAACAGUGAUGAUUCGGAUGAGGAUAUGCGUGCCUACCGAUUACACAGCUCCAGCUCUGAGUGCAGCGAGGAUGAUGUGGUACACCCGGUACCUAUUAUUAUCUCAGACAACAGCAGUUCCCUUAACCUUAAAAGCCUGCUGAAACCCAAAACUCUUCAGACUGCUAAAGCCACAUCAGAAGAGGGCAGAGAUGGGGAUAAUAGACGCGGAGUGUCAUUUUUUGAUGACGUCACCGUCUACCUGUUUGACCAGGAAACCCCAACAAAGGAACUCGGCGAGCACACUCUUGACCCCAGUAGUCAAUUGUCAGAUUUCAGCAGUCCAGUGGCCUCCUCCAGCUACCUUAAUAGAUUCACCAACUCGGAGAGCUCCACCGAUGAAGAAGGUGGUGCAUUUGAGUGGGAUGAUGACUUCCCGUCUCCAGAGCCUAAUUUCCUGGCAAAAGCCACCAGUGAUCAUUCCUCCAGCAGGUCCGGCGGGACUUCGGCUGCUUCCAAGUAUUUCUCCCCUCCUCCUGCAAACCGCAGCCUGGAUCAGAGCUGGACCAGCCCCUCCAGCUACUCUCGCUUUUCCAUCUCUCCCGCCAGCAUCGCCAGCUUCUCCCUCACACACCUCACAGACUCGGACAUGGAGCAAGGGGGAAGCGGUGAAGACGGAGAGAAGGAUUAACCACAGAAAUGCACAGAUGUUUUGAAGGCUUCGAUUGCUUCUCAGGCAGCAUUUUGGUAUUUAUUGGAGGAUAUGAAGGCGUCUGCUUCUGGCUAGCCAAUCAGAUGCAGCUUAAUAAUCUGCUUUUCCAUUAACUAUGAUUUGCGAUGUUUUUCGUCAGUGCAAUCCAGAGGAAACCUUUGCUUUACGUAUGCUUUUGAGACUUUCUCGCGCUUCCCAAGUGUCCUGCCUCAUUUAUUUACCUUCUUAGUGUCCACAUUUUUACUUAAGGACGAGUUUAUUUCGACACUAAACGAGCCAACAGACUCAAACGUUGAGUUGUGCAAUCGAAAAAACAAAUGGUACAAUAUUUGCCUUUUACUUUGAACACACUGGAUUUUUUUGGUUUCUUUUUUAAAUGUGAAAAUCUUAAGUGUGACGAGCUUAUUUAUAUGACGGAUUAGAUGUCCAGUAUGAGUCUUCACAGAUAUUUUUGUACAGUGUUUAAUCGAUUCCUUCAUUCAUGACAAUGAACCACUUCACCAACUCGCAUAGUUCUAGCCAUUUUCUAGAAAAUCAAAGGGGAUUUGGGCAGCUGAAGGGGUUUCUCGGACGUAAGAUGCUAAUAAGUCUUAAUGUAAUGAGCAGUUUUUGUCAUUGCAGUCUAUUCAUAAGAAAUACUUUGCUUUUCUUUUUCCAACACGAGGACGCCUUGUAUCAUCAUGCAGGUUUGUGCAUGUUUUAUUCAUCAGUGCACUGCUAAAAAUGCCUGUUUCUGUCUCGUUUGUUGUCUAAAUAUCUAACAACUCUUAAAUCAAGAAGCAUUUUUUUAGCUGUAAAUAUAGUCUUGUUUUUUAAGAAAUAAAAGAGUCAAAAUUAAGUGGGUUUUCGGUUAAAGCAAGCUAAAUAAUCAGCCAAUGGGGUAAGAAAUUAAUCUUUGAUGUAAGUUUAUUUAGCUUUCCCUAUUGGCUGAUUAUUUGGCUUGUUUUAAGAAAUACCUCGCUUAAUUUUGGCAUAUUAUUGCUUAAAACAAUGCUAUAUUUCUUGCUUUUCUAAUAAAAGCUUCUUGAUUUAAGGAUUUUAAGAUAUUUGGACUAUAUCAAGACUGUGAUUAAAGCAUUUUUGCAGUGUGCAAUGGGGUUUCUCACCCAUCUAGAACAUAUCCAGGUCACAUUUCAGCCCACAAAUCAGGAGAACUGUACAAUUAAGAUUUAUUUUCAUAGCAUUCUUUCAUUAUGACACUUAAGCACAUUAUUUAAAGUGUGGAGAGAAAAAAAAAUAGGUGAUAUUUAAAAUGUAAAGUAUUUGUGUUAUAAUUCCCAUUUUCGUUUUACUUAAAUAAAUGACUUAAAGUUCACAUUUUGCUAAAUAUUUCAUUAUUAUCUCUAAAUUUUGGAUUGAAAUGUGACCUAAACGAACUACAGACUACAAAAACAAGACUAUAUUUUGUGCUCGUCUAAAAAAAUGCUUCUUGAUUUAAAGAUUUUAGGAUAUUUGGACUAGAAACAAGGCAAAACCUCAAAGUAAUUAAAGCAGUGUGCAUCUAGAACAGGGGUGUCAAACUCAGCUCCUGGAGGGCCGCUGCUCUGCACAGUUUAGUUCCAACCCUGCUCCAGCACACUUACCUGUAGGUUUCAAACAAGCCCCAAGGACUUAGUUUGAUCAGGUGUGUUUAAUUAGGGUUGGAACUAAACUGUGCAGAGCUGCAGCCCUCCAGGAGCUGAGUUGGACACCUGUGAUCUAGAACAUAUCCAGGUCACGUUUCAGCCCAAAAUCAGGAGAAACGUGCAAUUAAGAUUUAAUUUUAUUAUAAUAAUGAAGUACACUGUACUUCACAAAUUACUGUAAAGUGUGGAGACAAAAACAAUUAAGUAUUUGCAUUACAAAAGUCAUGUUAGUUUUACCAGAAUAAAAUAAAUGAUUUAAAGUGCACAUUUUGCUAAAUAUUUCAUUAUUAUCUCUAAAUUUUGGAUUGAAAUGUGACCUAAACGAACUACAGACUACAAAAACAAGACUAUACUUGUAAAAAUGCUUCUUGAUUUAAAGAUUUUAGGAUAUUUGGACUAGAAACAGACAGAAACUCCUAAGAAAUUAAAGCAUUUGUUGCAGUGUGCAUCUAGAACAUAUUCAGCUCACAUUUUAGCCCAAAAUUAGACAAUUAAGAUUUAUUUUUAUUAUGAUAAUGAACAAUAAAGAGAUAAAAAUAAAGUAUUUGCAUUAUAAUUGUCAUUUUCGGCUAACCGGAAUGAUUUAAAAUGCAUAUUUUGCUAAAUAUAUCAUUAUUUGUCUCUAGAUUUUGGAUUGAAAUGUGACCCAGACGCUCUUUGUGAGACUUUCACCAACAUAUUGGCAGUAGAUCAAAUUAAUGAAGAUUUCAGAUGUAACUUUUCCUCUAAAAGCGAGCGUUUUCCUCAGGAUCCAGCGUUUAUGUUGAGUUAUUUCAUUUUAAAGGCACUGAAAAUAACCUAUUUAUCAUCAGCACACAUGAUAAAUGACUGAAGCCACACACAAUUUCUCAAUUUAGAAGAACAAUUCAGGCGACACUUACAAGAUUCAACAUCUGAACUUUAUAUUAAAUAUGAAACCACGACCGACUAGCCCUAGCAACUAGCAGAACUUCCAAAGGCGACGGCUGCUUGUAGCAUCAAGUAGUAAAAACACAACAAAACCUCCUCGAAUUUCUGAUUCCCUCGUGUUCACUUUAAGGAGCAGCUUGUAAACACUUGAGGGAUUAUUAUUUUGCGCAUGUAUUAUUCAUUGGAACGUGAAUCAUUUCUAUAUUUGCCAAUCUUGCUGCUUAUUUUUGUUUUGUUUGGGUGGACAAUGACGGAGAUAAACUAAUGUAUAUAGUAGAAAUCAAAUCAAGGUGAAGCUACACAAUCAGAACGAGAAACACACACACAAAAGAGCGUUGAUUUUUGCCUUGACGUCAAUGAUCGGGAGAUUUUUUUGGGGGGUUAUUGCUGGAAAAUACUGCUGAAAAAACAGGCGAAUAGCUUCUACUUCCCUUUGUAAUGAAUGAAAUUCAGUAAAUCUCUGUGUGUUACCAGCACUCGAUUUCAGUUCGACUUGAAAUUUUAUCCCGUUGGUUUUAUCCUACAGUAUACUUUGCUUAAUCUUGCACAUCUUUAAGUGUAACUUAAAUGUUCUCCUGUAUAUAAAUGUUCAACUUUUGUCUGUAAAUUGGGAAUGAUGUGAGGUGUGUGCUGUAGGACUGAUUUGUUUUGUAAUUUAAAGCUGAAAACGCGACACGUCACGGGUGAGAAGUGAUCAAAAAAAUGACUAAUUAUUGAUGAUGAGCGGGGAAAUGCAGGUCAUCGUGUCCUUAUACCUUGUACAUUUUAAAAACGGUGAUAUUUUUACUUCAUAUUGAUGACGAUGAUGACGAUGAUCAUGCCUAGUGUCACUGAAGGAAUGGUUUAUAAUUAAUUGCUCUGUUUAUUAUGGAAUUAAAUGAAAAUGAAAUUCUGUAA
Messenger RNA from Danio aesculapii, 8241 nucleotides. RefSeq names its product lemur tyrosine kinase 2 (gene lmtk2). Lineage: Eukaryota; Metazoa; Chordata; Actinopteri; Cypriniformes; Danionidae. Gene Ontology annotation, biological process: protein phosphorylation. The record is from RefSeq and is a predicted model, not a curated record. The transcript is spliced from 14 exons. The coding region runs from base 425 to 4789 and encodes 1454 amino acids. Gene Ontology annotation, molecular function: protein kinase activity; ATP binding.